Molecule: messenger RNA, 1737 nt
Organism: Toxorhynchites rutilus septentrionalis
Lineage: Eukaryota; Metazoa; Arthropoda; Insecta; Diptera; Culicidae
Product: WD repeat domain phosphoinositide-interacting protein 3
Exons: 4
Coding region: 339-1358 (339 amino acids)
Biological process (GO): autophagy of mitochondrion; protein lipidation; nucleophagy
Cellular component (GO): phagophore assembly site membrane; extrinsic component of membrane; cytosol
Molecular function (GO): phosphatidylinositol-3-phosphate binding; phosphatidylinositol-3,5-bisphosphate binding; protein binding
Source: RefSeq, a predicted model, not a curated record
GCACAUUUUCUAUCAAAACAGAAGCAGUGAGUGAUGAGAGCAGGACAGGUUUCACUUUCUCUCUGUGUCGGUAAUUAUUCAGCAGGCGAAAUUAAAAAUAAAUGCACGGCAUCAUUUUGGUGAUUGCCACCGCCAAACAGUAGAUUAUUAAAAAGCCGAAAACAAAAACAUCGUCCUGUGGUGCGAACAGCAAACAGUCUAGGGCUUUGUGCGAUAGUAUUUCGCUGGCAAAUAAUGAUAAGCUAUUCAUAGUGGAGUAAAAAAAAUCUGUUUGCGUUGGCAGGUAGCUGCGAAGAAAAGGUGAAAAUCGGACGAAAGGACAAUCGAAGCAAAUCGGGAUGAAUCUUUCAGUUUGUAACACUACGGGGAAAGGAGUGCUGUACAUAGGAUUUAACCAGGACCAUUCUUGCUUCGUGUGCGCCACUGACAAUGGAUUUCAGGUGUAUAACACGGAUCCGCUGAAAGAGAAAGAACAGCAGUACUUCCCAGAUGGAGGUGUUGCCCAGGUGGAGAUGCUUUUCCGCUGCAACUAUGUUGCAUUGGUGGGCGGUGGAAUCCGACCGUUGUAUCCUCCCAACAAGGUGAUGGUGUGGAACGAUAGCAAGAAGCAACCCGCAAUAUUGCUUGAUUUUACUGCACCCGUGAAAGCUGUCCGUUUGCGGAGAGAUCGGAUUGUAGUGGUCCUGGAGGGAAUCAUCAAAGUGUACACUUUCACACAGACGCCAACGCAGCUGCACGUGUUUGAAACAAGCCAGAAUCCGAAUGGAUUGUGCGCUCUCAGUCCCAGUAACAGAUAUUCGAUUUUAGCGUUCCCAGGCCGAAGAACUGGUCAUGUACAGAUAGUUGAUCUUGGUAACACAGAAAGGGCUCCGCUGGAAAUCGUUGCACACGAGACUGCAAUCAGCUGUCUCGCUCUUAAUGUCGAGGGAAACAGGCUGGCUACCGCUAGUGAUCGCGGUACACUCAUAAGAAUCUUCGAUACGACCAACGGCAGUAAGGUGGCUGAGCUUCGGCGUGGCUCCAAUCAGGCUAAAAUCUACUGCAUCAACUUCAACCGCCCGGCAACGGCUCUUGUAGUUUCGUCAGACCACGGCACCAUUCACGUUUUCACCCUUGAAGAGCCUAGGACCAAAGAAUCGUCCAGCAUUCUGAGAAGGUAUUUCACGAGUCAGUGGUCGUUCUGCAAGUUUUCGAUACCCCAGGGAUCGCCCUGUAUUUGUGCCUUCGGCGUCGAGAAGAACUCGGUCGUAGUGGUUUGCGCCGAUGGACACUAUUACAAGUUUAUCUACAACAGCAAGGGCGAAAGCAGUCGCGAGGUGUGUUCUCAAUUCCUAGAAAUGAGUGACGAUCACACAUAAAGCCAUUGAUGGAAUGAGGACAUUGUUAAUUUUAAACUGAGAACAAUUAUAUGGUUAUGCUGAGAAGGUGUGGAUCACUUCAGUUACGUCAUUCUUUCCACUAAAUUGGAUAUUGCGGAGGGAACUGCGAGGCAUACAACUGAUGGACUAUUCAAAGUUAGAGCAAAUACAAAUAUUAUCAGAAUAUUAUUAUUGCAACCAUUAUAGAGAUAACAUUAUUAUGUAUGUCGUACGAUAUAAAACAAGAAAAAUACUUAUAUUGAGCGAAAAUAUUCAAUAAACACUUUUGUUGAAACACUAAGGAAGAUAAGUUCUUCUAAGAAUAAUUAAAAACUAGCAUUUGUUUAUAUUUUAACAGUCGAUGUAUAAAAAAUUAAAU